AUGGACGCCACCGAGCUCUCCUUCGGAAUCGUGAUUCUGGUACAGAUCACCACAGGGGUCUCGGUGAAUGUCUUCCUCCUCCUGUUUUACACCCGUGUGGUCUGCACCACCCAUAAGCCCAGCAAUACUGACCUGAUCCUCACCCAACUGGCCUUAGCCAACACCAUCAUCCUCCUCACCAGUGGAAUCCCGGAGGCCAUGUCAGCUUGGGGACAGAGAAAUUUCCUGGACGACGUCGGAUGUAAAAUCCUCAUGUACCUCUGUCGAGUGGGCCGGGGUCUUUCCAUCUGCACCACCUGCCUCCUGAGCGUCUACCAGGCCGUCACCAUCAGCCCCGGCACCUCCCGGUGGGCGGGGACCAAAGCCAAAUUACCCAAGUGCGUCCUCUCCUUGUGUGUCCUCUCCUGGGUCCUUAACAUGUUAGUAGAUUUUAACACACUGAGGUAUGUGACUGGUCCCCAGAACUCCAGCAGUGUUCGAAUGAUAUUGGAUCUCAAAUAUUGCUCAAAAGUCAUUCUCAGUGCAGAAACUACCCUGGUGAUUACAGUUAUGCUGUCCUUAUGGGAACUUUUCUUCGUGGGGCUUAUGUGUUCGGCCAGCGGCUACAUGGUGUUUGUCCUGCACAGACACAACCGGCGGGUCCGCUACCUCCAUGGGCCUGGUCACUCACCCAAAGAGACACCCGAAGUCAAAGCCACCAAGAAAGUCGUGGUCCUGGCCACCCUUUACGUCCUCCUCUACGGGCGUCAGACGGUCAUGCUGAGCGUCUUGUUAAACAUGAAGGAGAAGUCUCCCCUGCUGGUGAACAGUCACAUGGUCUUAUCAUUCACCUUUUCGGCCUUCGGUCCCUUCUUGAUGAUCCACAGCGACAAGAGGAUCAGAACGUUCUGGAAAAGAGAAUCUGAUUUCCACAUGGAUCCCCUGUAG
Molecule: messenger RNA, 927 nt
Organism: Ornithorhynchus anatinus (platypus)
Lineage: Eukaryota; Metazoa; Chordata; Mammalia; Monotremata; Ornithorhynchidae
Product: vomeronasal 1 receptor ornAnaV1R3021
Exons: 1
Coding region: 1-927 (308 amino acids)
Biological process (GO): G protein-coupled receptor signaling pathway
Cellular component (GO): membrane
Molecular function (GO): pheromone receptor activity
Source: RefSeq, marked inferred